UUCCUUUCAAGGUUUCUUCCUCAUAUUAUCUAAGGGAGUUUGUUCUUGCCACCAUCAGGAAUAAACACAUACAUUUAAACACAGAUGCUGCUGCUGCUGCUGUCCUGCUGGUCUGGAUCCCUCAGCGUGUCGGGUCAGAGGCCAGCCAGCCCCAUCGAUCUCCCCCUGAAGCCACAUUUUAGCCCCUCGCUCCACUCCAGAAGCGUCAGAGCUCCUCAAUUGUGCAGCUCUCCGAUCGAUGGUGUGCGUGUGCGAGGGCCUCACAGUUAAGCAGCUCUUCCUCGGAUAACUGACAGCUCCAAAGCUCAGCCCUCGACAGCCACUUGUCAAUACAAAUUUCACCUAUUGAUGAGUAAUUAAGGGGAUAAAAAGAGCGCUCGAUCUGCCACGGACUCAAACAUCUGUUAAACAGGCGAGUCAGGAGGUGAUGAAUUCUCCGUAUUUUUGCGCUCUUCACCCCUCGUUGUGUUCGGACCUCCACCAGCAAAUGGCUCAGAGAUACCAGCUUCACACUCACACCAUCAGCGUGGCUGAGAGACUCGCAGAGCUGAUUCUGGAGGUGCGUGACGGGGGUCAGCUGAAGCAGCGGAGGAGCAGGACGGCUUUCACUGUGUCACAGCUGCAGGCACUGGAGAAAGCUUUCCAACAAACCCAGUAUCCUGAUGUGGCCAUGAGGGAAAGGCUGGCCGUCUGCAUCAACCUCCCCGAAGCCCGCAUUCAGGUGUGGUUCAAAAACAGACGUGCAAAGUUCCGCAAAGGACAGCGAUUCCCUCCUCUGCUGAAAAAACGAACCGAACAAGCGAAAGCUGAGCUCGGCGAAGACGAGAAAAACACCACGCAACCAGAAACUCCACUUUCAGAUUUCUGUGCUGGUCGGCCCAGCACUUCGACAGACAGCACAGCUCGUCUCCAGACUCCCUGCCGGCUGGGUUCUCCGUCUCCUCUCCAACCGUUUGUGUUCAGAGAACCGAACACGCAUCCGAUCCUUGUCUCGUCAUCUGCUUUGCCUUUCUCAGCUUCCUUCUUACCCUUCACUCGGCCUUGUAGCGGUACGGCAGACGUCGUGCCUAUGCGGAAACGCGGCGGCUUCGGGCUGCACUUUAAACCGCGUUCGUGUCUGGACUUGUAGCUGCACCACAAAAAAAAGAAAAAAAUACCCACAAACCUUAGCCAGGUAUCAGUGUGAGAAGACGGAAAAGUUCUCCGGGGUCGAGAGAAAGUUCUCGUUAGGGCCGUAGUGUUUAUCUGCUUUAGAACGACCGGCCCCUUGACUGGAGUCUUUCCAUAUUUUUUUGAGAGCUCACGAUCCUGCAUGAUGAAUUUUUUUAUUUUUUUUAUAUAUAUUUUAAAGCACUUCUUUUUUCACAGCCCAAAAAACAUGUAGGUUGAACAUUAUAUUAUUCUUAUUGUGCUGAUAAAUAUUCCUGGGGGGGUUUGCAGAUGAUGUGAAAUGAUUGUGUCGAUGAAAUAAAGUUCACUCCAAAUCCUGGUAAAA
This is a messenger RNA of Silurus meridionalis, 1495 nucleotides long. RefSeq lists its product as uncharacterized. Bases 428 to 1129 code for a protein of 233 amino acids. Lineage: Eukaryota; Metazoa; Chordata; Actinopteri; Siluriformes; Siluridae. Gene Ontology annotation, molecular function: RNA polymerase II transcription regulatory region sequence-specific DNA binding; DNA-binding transcription factor activity, RNA polymerase II-specific. The transcript is spliced from 5 exons. The record is from RefSeq and is a predicted model, not a curated record. Gene Ontology annotation, biological process: regulation of transcription by RNA polymerase II.